AUGAUCUACGGCGUUGCUGAUGUGGACGCCACGCGCAGGGACCACCUGGUGGAGCUGCUGGAUAUUGAUCUGACGUGGCGCAUGCACCGCGUGUCAGAUGGGCAGAGGAGGCGAGUGCAGAUAUGCAUGGGGCUGCUGCGACCCUUCCAGGUGCUGCUGCUGGAUGAGGUCACAGUGGACCUAGAUGUUGUCGCCAGGAUGGACCUCCUCUCCUUCUUCCAACAAGAAUGUGAAGAGGUAAUCCGUGAGGCAUUAGCAACGAAUCUGGGAGGAUAG
Closterium sp. Naga37s-1 is the source of this 276-nucleotide messenger RNA. Lineage: Eukaryota; Viridiplantae; Streptophyta; Zygnematophyceae; Desmidiales; Closteriaceae. The record is from the annotation of a GenBank genome assembly.